Messenger RNA from Zasmidium cellare ATCC 36951, 786 nucleotides. RefSeq lists its product as uncharacterized. The record is from RefSeq and is a predicted model, not a curated record. The transcript has a single exon. The coding region runs from base 1 to 786 and encodes 261 amino acids. NCBI's taxonomy places the organism in Eukaryota, Fungi, Ascomycota, Dothideomycetes, Mycosphaerellales, Mycosphaerellaceae.
AUGGUAUCGCUGAAGAGCUUUUGGGCCCGAGCUAAGAAGGAGCAACGAGAAGAAGAGCGACGUGCAAAGCAGGCAGAACGCGAUGCUAGAUUAGCUCAGGAGAAGCAAGAGCAUGUUGACGACCAGGCCAGACUCAGUCGACUUCAUGAGCUACGGACAUCGGUCGAGGAUGAGCAAGAAGCCGAGCUGUCCGGUACACCAGACACGGAAUGCCAUCAGGCCGUACACGAUACAUUCGGGGAAACUCAGGACAUGUUCUCGUCCGGUGACGAGGACUCUGCUGGCGACGAUUCUGAAGAGUAUGAGGAGUGGAACGGCUUCAGUGACGAUGAAGAUGAGGAGCCGAACGAGGCUGGAAUAGAUUAUGUCGCUGCCGACUUCAACGACGACGACGAACACGGCUAUGAGAAUGUCUGGCACGGGGACAUUGACCAGGAAAUCGAUCGCCUGGCUUCUACGAUGAUGCCUGCCGAUGCCAAAAUACCUUCAGCCAACCCUCUUGAUAUUCCACACGAGUCUGAAAAGACUGCUGCUGCCUCAAAUGAUACUAGGAGGGGUCGAAGAGCUUCUUGGGCACCACGCCUGCUCAGUGCACUUCUGGUGACUAGCGUCCCCAUCCUCGUUGUAGCAGAACUUGAACAUGUUGGAGAAGUUCGUCUCGAUGAGGAUGUUGCUCUCGCGCUUCUCGACGAAGAGAGCCCUCACGUCCCCUUUGUACUCAGCGCACAUCUUUUGGCCAUGGUUGUCGUGGCUAAUCGAGAUCAUCAGCGAAUGGUUGAUAAUUGA